AUGGCCCGUCCAGAUGUCGGCCAAGUGGUCUCGUGGUACAUUGUCACCAUCGUUGCCUGCUUUUUCCUGGCGUGUCGACUCUGGGUACGAUGGCGGUUACUGAAGCGAUGGUAUCUCGAUGAUCUGUUCGUCACGGUCGCUACGCUGUGUCUGAUCGGGGAUCUGGUCAUCCAGCAUUACAUGUUCAAUCUGGGCAUGUCGGAUGCGGCCAACAUGAACGCUCAAGAGAUGAUCAACAUGAUGAAGAUGAUCAUCCCCGGAUCCACCCUCUAUGUGACCACCCUCUGGCUCAUCAAGGCUAGUUUGGUGAUCUUCUACAAGCGGCUGGCCGAUCGCACCCGGUACCAGACCGUGUAUAACAUCACCUUGGGGUUCUUGGCGGCGACGUGGCUAGUCCUGUUCUUCGAUAUCGUCUUUAAAUGCUACCCUCCGUCUCGCCAAUGGAAGAGUGUGAUCGACGCUGAGUUGGCCUGUCCGGAUAAGCCAUCGACGAUCAACUACUGGCUGACCAUUCUUUUCAACAUCUUCACUGAUGUCUUCAUCAUCUGUCUUCCCAUCUCCCAGGUGGCCCGACUGAAGAUGCCCCAGAAGCAGAAAUGGGGGGUUAUCUCUGUCUUCCUGCUCGGUGUCUUGGUCGUCAUCUCCAGUAUCAUCCGAGCCAUCUACUCCCACCUCAACGAACAAAUGAUCAUCUGCACCGUCUCCAUGAUUGAAGCCUCCAUCGCCAUCAUCGCCUCCUGCCUACCCGUCCUCCGCACCCUCGUGUUUGGCUCCCACUCGCGCACGGGCACCUACAGUGGCCGGCGCGGCUACGAGCUCUCCAACUCGGGCUACAAUACCACCGGCCCUACCAGUAAGCAGCGCACCACCGUCUCCGUUACCCAGACCGUCCACACUCCGGACGAUCUCUCGCGGCAUGAUUCCGAGGACGGGCUCGUCAAGGACACCGCUCUGGGUCAUGGCCAUGCCGUCUUGUCGCUGGAAUCGGGCGCCGGGAUUGCCGUCACGCGCGAGUAUUAUGUGCAUGAGGGGGAGGCUGAUGGGAGUAGCUUUCGCUAG
Aspergillus saccharolyticus JOP 1030-1 is the source of this 1059-nucleotide messenger RNA. RefSeq lists its product as uncharacterized. The record is from RefSeq and is a predicted model, not a curated record. The transcript has 8 exons. Bases 1 to 1059 code for a protein of 352 amino acids. NCBI's taxonomy places the organism in Eukaryota, Fungi, Ascomycota, Eurotiomycetes, Eurotiales, Aspergillaceae.